Molecule: messenger RNA, 1272 nt
Organism: Suhomyces tanzawaensis NRRL Y-17324
Lineage: Eukaryota; Fungi; Ascomycota; Pichiomycetes; Serinales; Debaryomycetaceae
Exons: 2
Coding region: 1-1272 (423 amino acids)
Biological process (GO): carnitine biosynthetic process
Cellular component (GO): mitochondrion
Molecular function (GO): oxidoreductase activity
Source: RefSeq, a predicted model, not a curated record
AUGCUCCGUCUCUUCAAACGGUUCAACACCUCGCUCGCCCUCGGCAAAGUUUCCAACGAGUACGUCACAGUGGUGCUCAAUAAGGAACACACACUUGUGUACAGCACAGUGUUUCUUCGUGAUUCGUGCCGGUCGCCAGAAUCCGUAGACCCACACUCGCAGCAGAAGUUGUUCACCACGGCUGAAAUCUCCAAGAACCUCCAGAUCAACUCACCUCCCAAAAUUAUCACCAGUGCAAACAACGAACCGGCGUUGCAAAUCGAAUGGAACCAAGGAGGCAAGCUCCACACCUCAGAAUACCCACACAGCUUCCUCGAGCGCUAUUCCGAUGUCACCAGCCGUAGGCGUGACAAGUUCUUCGAGGCGACCAGGAAGUUGUGGGCAAAGGACCAGAUUGACCGAGAUUUCGCCGCAACGAACGUGGAAUACUCGGAUUACGUCAAUAAUCAGCCAGAUUUCUUCAGGGUAGCCAACGUGCUCAAUGACGUUGGUAUCGCUUUCAUCAACAACGUGCCCCAUCCCACACUUAGCGAGAUGAACGAAGAGAACAGUCCAAACUGGCCAAUUUCCACCAUAGCGAACAAAUUUGGCUACAUCAAAAAAACGUUCUACGGCACCCUCUUUGACGUCAAAAACAAGAAGGACGCUACCAAUAUCGCCUACACCAACAGUUUCUUGCCAUUGCACAUGGACUUGCUCUACUACGAGUCGCCACCCGGCUUGCAGUUCUUGCACGCCAUCCAAAACUCCACUCUUGGUGGAGAAAACGUCUUCUGUGAUAGCUUCUUGGCCGCUCAGCAUGUGCGAGAAAAGGACCCCGAGGCGUACUUCGCCUUGACGGAGGUGCCAAUCACCUUCCAGUACGACAAUGACAACGAAUACUACUACUACCAAAGACCAUUGAUAGUGGAAAAAGAGUUGAUCGACCCAGCCACGAACUAUCCCUACAUCAAGGAGGUCAACUACUCGCCUCCAUUCCAAGGGCCGUUUGAGUUGGGAAUCACGAAGAACAAUAAGAACUCGGCCCACCACUUAUUCAAGGACUUCACACGAGGCUUACAGUUGUUCGAAGACUUUAUCAACGACCCUCAGAACCAGUUGCAGGUCAAAUUGAAAGAGGGGACAUGUGUAGUUUUCGACAACAGGCGAGUUUUGCACUCGAGAUUGGAGUUUUCUGACGAAAAUGGAGGUGAUAGAUGGUUGAUGGGAUGCUAUGUUGAUGGGGACAGUUUCAGGUCCAGGGUCAGAAUUGCAAGGAGAGCACUGGCCUAG